AUGUUAGGAAAUCAUACUGCUGAUAAUAUUGGGAAAACAUUAAAGAAAGCAUUAGAAGAUUGGGAAAUCUUCGAAAAAGUGUUUGUAGUUGUUACAGACAAUGCGUCCAAUAUGAAAAAUGCUGUUAUAGACAUUAUGAAAAAAAAUCAUAUAUCUUGCUUAGCCCACACUUUAAAUUUAGCAGUGAUGGAUGCAUUAAAAGAUAAUAACAAUAAAACUAUUGAAAUAUUAUUAAAUAAGUGUAAAACAAUUGUGACACAUUUUAAACAUAGUGUGUUGUCCAGCCAGAAGCUAAGGACAGUUCAAGAACAUAUGAAUCUUCCCCUAUUAAAACUUAAACAAGAAGUAGCAACGAGGUGGAACUCAACUUAUUUGAUGAUAGAUAGAAUACUAAUAUUAAAGGAUCCACUGAUUUUAGCACUGGCUGAAAUUGGAAAUGCACCUCCGCAAUUAAAUUCUGCUGAUUGGGCCAUGUUGAGAGAUAUAGUCCAAAUACUAAAACCAGCGGACGAACUAACUAAAAUUAUUUCCGGAGAAAAAUAUCCAACAUUGUCAGGUAUAAUUCCUCUGUUAAGAGGUUUACAACAUUCAUUAAAUGGUUUGCCAAUGACUAAUGAAUGUUCUGAAAAAUUAAGACAAACUUUUUUAGAUUCUAUAACAAAAAUAAGUGCAAAAAGUACAUUUUUGGAUCCUCGAUUUAAAAAACUAGGAUUUGGAAUCGAAAGAAAUGCUGAGAAUGCUCAAAAGUGGGUCACUGAAGAUUUAAUUAAACUUAUAAAUAAGAAAAAUAAAGAAAACCUAGAAAAAAAAGAUGCCGAACAAAUAACAGAUGUUCCAAGUACAAGCACAUCAAGCAAUCAAGAGGUACGUGAUUCUGAAGAAAAUUUGUGGAGUCAUUUUCAAAAAAAAGUCAAACAAAAUACAAAUUAUGCAACGACCAGUAGUGAUGCACUAAUUACGAUAAGGCAAUAUACCGAAUUACCUUACUUGGAUCGUAAGGAAAAUCCUCUAGAAUUUUGGCAGGAACACAAAAAUGUGUUUCCAGAACUUUAGCAUGUCAAUAUUUAAGUGUUCCUGCCACAUCUGUUCCUUCUGAGCGUGUUUUUUCCAAAGCAGGUCAAAUAACAAAUGUUCGAAGGAAUAGGUUGAAUCCCAAGAGACUCAAUGAGAUUAUUUUUUUAAACAGUCUUUAGAUAUUUUUAUUCCAAAUUAUUUAACUUUUUUAUGUCUAACAUGGUGAAGAAGG
Psylliodes chrysocephalus is the source of this 1246-nucleotide messenger RNA. Lineage: Eukaryota; Metazoa; Arthropoda; Insecta; Coleoptera; Chrysomelidae. The record is from the annotation of a GenBank genome assembly.